Coregonus sp. 'balchen' is the source of this 5981-nucleotide messenger RNA. Lineage: Eukaryota; Metazoa; Chordata; Actinopteri; Salmoniformes; Salmonidae. The record is from the annotation of a GenBank genome assembly.
AUGCGUCCAUCCAACUCUGUGACCUUUGAACCCGGGGUGGAGCGAGGUGUUCCCUGGGGUCAUGACCUCUUUACCUUUGUGACAUCAGCAGCAGGCCACAUGAUGCGGACACUCCAGAGACCAAGGAAGAACCGGCCGUCCAAACGUCAAGUGAACCACCGGCGCUUCCUACACAACAUGAUCCAGAGGUGUGUGUGUACCGUAUGUGUUUCAGGUGAGAGUGAGUGUCAUUAUAAGAUGCCAUAAACUUAAAUGUUAUACUGCCCAUUCUCUCAAACAGGAAGUUUGCAGAGAUAGAGACAGCCAAUCACCAGCUUGCGUCUGUCCUCUUCUCAGCAGAGGUGGCGAAUAGCGACACACCUUCCCCAUCACGACAGCCAAUAACCACUGACCUAUCUAACAGCACCUCUAAAGAAGGUAUUCUCUCUUUAAUCAUCCAGGUAACUUGAUGCAUAAAUUAAGCAAACUGGGCUCCUAUGUUGUUUAUACUUAUCUUCACCUUUUGUCCUUUCUCCUCCCUCUGAAUGAACCACCAUUUUGACUCCGACUCCCCUCCAGCUCCUGUAAGUGCAGAAGCAGACCUUUCCCUUUGUUCACAUGAAACAGAAGCCCUUGCAACAGAUCAGAAUGACCCUGGAGACCAAUGGAGACUCAACCCCAAACGACUCCAAAUGGACCUGUCCAACAGCAACACUCCAAGUAAAGGAACAUACCAAAAGACUCAUAAACAGGGGAGCAGAAUAGAAAAUCAAACUGACUACAGGUCAUCCAUAACAUCAGAGAAAACCAUUGUCUUAGAACAAGAGGGGGAACACUUUCACACAGAACCCUUCAGUUGUGAUAUCACUUCAGAGGAGAGCCUUUAUAGCUGGAUCGACAGCAUUAGAGAGAAAUAUGAAACCCAACUCAGACGUGACUCAAAUUCAAACAUCACGGCCCCAACUCAAAACAUGGAUACCUCAACUUUCAACCCAUUACCCCUCUCGCCCGGACUCUCCCCUCUGUCCCUAGACUCCUGUGACUUUGGGGUCACAACGGUCGAAGACAACGCAGCCUGCUCCCAGUCCCAAAACAAUAUGGCAGACAGUGAGACAGUGGAGAGCCAGAGAAUGGAUGUGCUGAGGCUGUGGGACUCAGAGGUUGAACCACAGAAUGAUGGGGGGUUUAGGGACGGCAUGGACCCUCAGGCCCAUCUAGAGACCAUCUGGGGGUCUCCUGGUGAAGAGAGGAGCCUAGCCAAUAAUGUGCACGUUGAUGACAUCACGUUUCUGAACCAAUCUGAGAGUUUCAUAGAGAAGUUGAUGCUCCACACCAGCAGCAGCAGUGACGCUAGAUCUGAGAUGGAGCAGAUUGACUGUGAUAGAGGGCAGUAUGAAUACGGAUCUGGAUACAGAUGCUCUAUAGAUCCAGUAACAGCCAUAAGAGACUUCAUAAGUGGCCAGGGCAGUUCACAGUGUAUGUUGGAGAGUGCUGUGGGGAGACAAGGUACAGAUAGGCAGUUCACCUGUUUAAAUAUUACCCCAAACCAACUGUCCACCUCUGUAGGCUACCAUUGUGACUUCCCAGACCCCAACAUCCUCCAGAGGUCUUGUCCCCAACAAGAUGGUACCUUCUCAUUGGUGAAUGAUGAUAUGAGUCAGAGUUGUAUUCCCUUUGAGGGAGUGGCCAGAUCCUUCCCUGCCCCAGUUCACACCCCUCAUUCACAUCAGGUUCUAACCCCGCCCCUGGAAGAUGAUUGGUUGUUCACUGAUAUCAUGGGGGGCCCAUCAGUGUGAGUAGUUCAUCCCGCUAACGGCCAAAUUAGCUGCAGUGCCACUAAAAAUGGGGAAUGAUACUUCACCUUAUAAAUGAUCUAUUGUGGUUCGACUGUAUUAGUGUAUUCACUUCUUUAUGUGUGUAAUGUUAACUUAUUGAUAAAUGGUGAAACAUAAUUAAAUAGGUCAGUCUCUCCUUACAAUAAAUUACAGUAAAUGUGUGCAUGUAACUGGGUGUUCACCAAACCAAUAAACAAAUUGAAACACACAAAAUGUAAAAACCAACAACAUAUAUUAAAGUUCACCCCAGUCAGAUAUGUUUUAUAAUUACAGCAUCAUAAACCAAAAAUGGCUUACAAACAACACAUUUCCAAAAUGUUCCAUUUCCACAGAAGCCAUAAAAGAAAGAAAAAUAACAAAAUAAUAAUAAUAAUACACCUUUGAAAAAGCACCGGUCUCGCUACAGAUGCACAGACACUUUAGUUCUCUGAUCACAUGCCAGGGGUCAGCCAAUAACCUUUAACCUCAAACCAACCUUCCUAUUACUUCCCCUGAAGACCAAACCUAGAUAGUUUAAAAUGUAGUGAUCUUAGUGUUCAAAAUGUGAAAACUUUAAAGUGACAGUUUGCAUCCAAAUAACAUUUAAAAAAUCAGCUCAGAUCUUUGACAAAUCAGUUAGAUUUACAUAUAAAACCUGUAUCAUCUUCAGAGAGAUGGGACUGACUGAACCAAUGACAGCCGCUGAUAAUGUCUGAGUUUGGUCAAUUACUGCCCUCUAAUGGUGCAUAUGUAAAGUGCAGAAUCUACAGUAAUUUACAAAAAAAUGUAUUUUUUUGCCAAAUAAAUCACAUGAAGAGGAAGAAAAGAAAAGGCCAAAUACACGUUGUCGUUUUUUCAGUAAUCAAAUACUAAUAGAACUCAUUCUUAAUUCAAAUAUCCCAUGUCCUCAUUAGGUUGCUAGUUCUAAAGAUCCAACUGUUUCUAUAGUACUGUCAUGAAAAUUAUCAAAAUGGAUCUUGGCUUUGCUCUCCACUGUGUCAAGCUUGAGUUUGACAUGAGAUAAUGAUGGGGAACUGUACCUUUGCUCUGAUAAAUGCUCUUUAAACAACCUUUUAGUAAUUCAACCCUGCAUGCGUUUCAACAGGAAUGUCCUAGUCUUAUGUGGAGGGAGAUAAACAUUCUUCCUUGGGCAAGAGCAGACAACUGUGAUUACCGAAGAGACUAUGCGGCCAAUGCUAUUAUUAUUAUAGAAUGCACCACCAUGCAAAUAUGUAGCGUUUUACUAGACUGAGCAGCAAAACACUGUCAAGGUGCCCUGUGUCUGUAAGUAUGUGGACAUGACAUCUACUCCCUGUACAGACUUCUGCUGUGUCAGGCAUAGUGGUUAUGGGGCUUAGAGGAGUUAAAAUAUAAACAAUAUACAUUAACAAAAAGGCUUUGCACUUGUUAAACUUGAAUGAAUCGUGAAUGUUGUUGGAGAUUAAAGGGGGCGGGGCAUGUAUACUCUAAUAUUCUUAAAACCACAUCUUCUAACCGGCAAGAGAUCUCCUUGUCUGUCACUUAAUGAAAAGACACAAUUUUGGACGAUUCGACCGAUUAUGUCUUCCGCAAAAAACACUAUUAUGAUAUCAGAGGAGAGAAGCCUAGAGCGUUGCUGUUCUAGAAUGAUCUAUACAGAAAUGAUGGGUAGGAACAGGGUUUUCUUGGUGCUUCAUAUUACAGAUCUGAAGACAAUGAACUCAACGGAAGUUGCUGGAAAAAGUCCUCAACUUUUGUCUGUUAUUCCAGAGGGUAGUUCCAUGGAUUUACAGUGGAAAUUCCCCAACAGUAGUCUCUGCCAUAGUACUCUACUUGAAUCUAUUCUAUUCUACUAGGUAUACUACAAUACGUCCCUUUUUCUCAUCCAUACGCCCACCAUUUGGUUAAACACAAAAGCUUUGUUCCAUAAAUAUAUUACACAAUGAAUGAAUAAUGAACAAUAUUACAAUGUACAAUAUGUAUUUUUGAUAAAAACAAAAUAUAUGGAUGCUUAUGAUAUGUUGAGAAUGACUAGUAGUCUGGAAACAUCAACAUUACGUCCUCAAUUUUCCUGUUUUCCUGUUCUGUGUAAGUGAUUCCAGUGUUCUGCUCCACAGGUGAGUUCUGAUAUAGUGUUGGUUACUGUCUUAAAUGUCUGUCAUCUCUCUGUCCAAUAUAUUUCCAGUGCAUUCCCUACUAACCAAGACCUACAAACUUCCCUAACAUCCUGAUACACUGUAAAAUAGAACAACCAAUACCCCAUCCCGUAAUUAUUUAACAACAUAAGUCUACAUAGAUAGACAGAUGUUGUUAACCACAACCCACCUAGUAAUUGUGACUCUGCUCUUAACCUCUCUCUAUUGCCAUGGUUACAGUAUGUGUGAGGCCCUGCCUUCCUUUCUAUCAGUACCAGUGAUACCACACCAGUAUGUCAACUACCAAUGAUAUGUCUGAACAGACUGGAAAUAAUACAAAAAACAACCAGCGGCAAUAAAUUAUUUAGGCUUAUGCUCAUAUUCAGACUGAUAUAAAUUACAUAGAUUCAACUGCCUGUACUUUAUAAGAAGCGAUAUGUUAAAGACUUGAGUUAAAGAAACGAUCUACCUACUGUAGCUAUCUACCUAUACCUACCUAUGCAAUCCAUUGGCCUAUCUACAGUAACUACAUAUCUGUCUCUAUCUAAAAAGGUAAAUGAAUGUCUAGAUAACCCAGAUGCAGAGCACAGCACUGAAGCCAGACUGCAUGGAGGUUCAGCUUUUUUGCAAUAGUGUUUGAUGCAACUGCAAUAACAUGUUUGGUUGUCAUCGCUUGUCAUGACAAAAGAUAUCAACAUUUCAUCAUCUUAUGAUAAUCAUAAGAUAGAUUGAUAAGGUCUACGAUGAUGCCGGUGUUUAUACCCUAGCCAGUUUCACCAGUAUGUGUGAUGAUGGAGUGAAAUAUCAUCAGUCUUUUUCUAUAAAAACUUGACGCAUACAACAUCAAGGUUGAUAAUCAUAUUUCCUUUUUUCUCUCUCUCACUUAACCCUCUCUUCCCUGAUUAAUACUUUCCCCAUAUAUGACCUAAUUCAAACUACAAACAAAUUAGUAAUAUAUCCUAAAAUACUUCACAGACAUUCUGUGUUUGUUUUCUAAAAUACGUUUUCAAAUAAUAAUUUGGCCUAAAAAUUGUAUUCAAGUGAGAGAGAGAAAGAUCAACAAUUUGUGUGAGCUUCUCCCAGGCUUGUUAACAUACAGAAGAGCAUAUCAGCUGUCUUUCACACUAGCAGUCAAUGAGCGAUUUACAAGACACACACUGACAGAGGAACUAAAGAAACAUUUAUCAGUCCCCUGUGUGUGUGUGUUUCUCUAGUCUUGCAAAACGUCUUCCCAAACAUGCAGAUUGUCAUUAACCCUUUGAGGAGUGGAACAUUAUUCGGAGUGUUCUAUUCCAGGAUUCUACAGCAUUCUAGAACAUUUAGCAGCCCUUUGUGAUGUCAUCAACUAGAACGCUAAACACAGGGCGGAAUAUUGUCAGAGCUCCUCAAAGGGUUAAACAUGGCUUUACAUUGAUAGUGGCCAGUAGCCAUCUUAUUUCUGGCAUUUGAAGCGUAAUACAGUUUCAUAAUAAUAGAACAUGGCUAUGCUGAUAUAAUUAGCUUUCCCUCAGAUUUCUGGGAGAUUAAGUUUCCCCCAGUGAGAUUACAGUCCAUAUUCUUGCUCAAGAAUCAUCAUCAAAUCAUCUUCCCCUCUUGUAGUGUGUGUGUGUGUGUGUGUGUGUGUGUGUGUGUGUGUGUGUGUGUGAGAGAGCGAGAGUGUGAGUGUAUGCUCUCUGUUCUAGUUUGGACUGCAGAGGAACUAGUUUAAAAGUGCUGGACCAGUUAGUCAGUCUAUGUGAGUGUGUAUUUGUAUGUAGGCCUAUGAGUCUGUGUGAGUACGUAUCUGUAUGUAUGCAUGUGUAUGAGUGUGUGUUACUCAGUGUCGUUGAGGCUGUAUGGUGGGGGGGGUCCCAGACUGUUGUUUUCAGAGGGGGGUGUGGGGGUGCCGGGCCCAGUGCCGGGGCCAGUACCAGAAGAAGGGGUCGGGGAGGGGGGGGGCUCCUCCGAGUCAGAGUUCUCACACGACAGGUCAUCCACCAAUGCCCUGCGACCUGAACGCAUCCCUAGGGGCAACGGAGCACGCCUGGGGGGGAGAGAGGUGGGAGAGAGGGUCAUGGAGAUGGAGAGGAGGUAA